CUACACUUUUUUUUAUAUAUUUCAUUUGUUCAAGAUUUUACACAAAAUUAGUACUGUUUUGCAAAGAAAAAGAAUAGUACUAUACAAUUACAUAUGAGAUAAGAGACUAGUACGAAAGAAUUGUAGCUAAUAUAUAUCACUCUACACCAUUAGCAAAUUGGCAUAUAUACCAUACCACUACUACUCUUCUUCUUUCAUUGGUAACAGUAAUGCCCCAGUCUUAGUUUUUUUGCAGGCGCCGUCCUCACUUUUUAUUUUUCCUCUGUCCCCUCAUCCCCCAUACCCUUUUUCUUCUCUUUCUACUAAAACAGUAUUUUCUUUCUCACAAUUUGAAAAGCUUUCUCCAUAUACAUUGAAGCAAAAGAGAAGAGGAAUAUUAUUCAUAUAUCGAACAUGUUGGACUAUGCACAAAAUCUUCCUCAGUGGCUUGUUGCACUUUUGACAGAGAAAUUCUUCAAUGCCUGCAUAAUUCAUGAAGAUGCUAAGAAGAAUGAAAAGAAUGUUUUCUGUUUGGACUGUUGUGAGGGUAUUUGCCCUCAUUGCUUGACCCCUCACCGUUGUCACCGCCUUUUGCAGAUUAGAAGGUAUGUGUAUCAUGAUGUCAUAAGGCUUGGUGAUGCUAAUAAAUUACUGGACUGUGCUUUUGUUCAAUCUUACACUACAAACAGUGCAAAAGUGGUAUUUUUAAACCAAAGGCCACAAACAAGGGCUAGUAGAGGCUCAGGUAAUUGCUGCAUCAUCUGUGACAGGGGCCUUCAAGAUCCAUUUCUCUUUUGUUCUGUUUCCUGCAAGGUUCAACACAUACUGAAAACUGAGGGCAAACUUACCAAGUAUAUCUAUAGGUGUGAGUACAUGACACUGCCUGAACCAGGUUUAGAUGAUGGUCAAAUGACUCCUGAUACCAUUCUUGAACCGAUUGGUUCGGUAAGAACCGAGUCCGGUUCAAGUGGAAGCGGUGGAGCCGCCGGAGAGGUGGGUUCUCGGACGGUUGGAUGCACGGCGACAACAGAGGUUGUAAGGAAGAAACGCAGCACCCUUUCGGCUUUCCGGUCUGUGUUUCAACCCGGUUGUGGACCGGGUUCAGGAAUAUCAGUUUCUAUGAUGAACCGGAGGAAGGGUACACCUCAGCGGUCUCCGCUUUACUAAUUUUGUGUUUCUUGGAAGAGAGAAUGGAAGUCGGGGAGGGACAAAAUUGGAAAUUCGAUAGUAUAGUUCAAGGGCAAUUAAGGAAGAAAAAAUGACCUCCCAAUUUUGUAGAAAUGGCUUUCUUUCUCUUUAUUAAUCUGACAUAUGGAAGCUAUAUUUCUAUCUGACAAUAGAGAAUUCAAAUGGAUACGAAGGAAUUAGUAUGAAUAUUCUGAGAUUAAUUACUGUAAUAGCUAUACCUAAUUUUUGGUGACAUGUACUUGCUUUUGUUUCUAUUGA
This is a messenger RNA of Solanum dulcamara, 1425 nucleotides long. RefSeq names its product protein RGF1 INDUCIBLE TRANSCRIPTION FACTOR 1. The record is from RefSeq and is a predicted model, not a curated record. The transcript is spliced from 5 exons. Lineage: Eukaryota; Viridiplantae; Streptophyta; Magnoliopsida; Solanales; Solanaceae. Bases 394 to 1146 code for a protein of 250 amino acids.